Vigna radiata var. radiata (mung bean) is the source of this 1259-nucleotide messenger RNA. RefSeq names its product prohibitin-3, mitochondrial. Gene Ontology annotation, biological process: mitochondrion organization. Gene Ontology annotation, cellular component: membrane; mitochondrion. Bases 91 to 930 code for a protein of 279 amino acids. The record is from RefSeq and is a predicted model, not a curated record. NCBI's taxonomy places the organism in Eukaryota, Viridiplantae, Streptophyta, Magnoliopsida, Fabales, Fabaceae. The transcript is spliced from 2 exons.
UUUCUCUCCAAGCCAGAAUUCCAUCUCCAUAACCAAUAGAGCUAAUCAAGACAGAGGAAAACCCUCCAAAACCCUAAACCCUUCUCUGUAAUGGGUAGCAGCCAAGCCGCAGUCUCGUUCCUGACUAAUCUUGCCCGCUCGGCCUUCGGCCUGGGCGUGGCGGCCACCGCCCUGUCAUCGUCGCUAUACACUGUCGACGGCGGUCAGCGUGCCGUCCUCUUCGACCGGUUCCGAGGCAUUCUCGACGACACCGUCGGCGAGGGAACCCAUUUUCUCAUCCCGUGGGUCCAGAAACCCUACGUCUUCGACAUCCGCACGCGCCCUCACACCUUCUCCUCCAUCUCCGGUACCAAAGACCUUCAGAUGGUCAACCUCACACUCCGCGUCCUCUCCCGUCCUGAAAUCGGCAAGCUCCCCGUGAUUGUCAAGAACCUUGGCCUUGAGUACGAUGAGAAGGUUCUUCCGUCCAUAGGCAACGAGGUUCUCAAGGCCGUCGUCGCGCAGUUCAACGCGGAUCAGCUUCUCACCGACCGUUCUCAGGUAUCUGCUCUCGUCCGCGACAGUCUCAUUCGCCGCGCCAAGGAUUUCAACAUUGUUCUUGAUGAUGUCGCCAUCACGCACCUCUCCUACGGCAGCGAGUUCUCGCGAGCGGUGGAGCAGAAGCAGGUGGCGCAGCAGGAGGCUGAGCGGUCCAAGUUCGUUGUGAUGAAGGCGGAGCAGGAGCGGCGGGCCGCGAUUAUCCGUGCCGAGGGAGAGAGCGAUGCGGCGAAGCUAAUCUCCGACGCUACUGCCUCGGCUGGAAUGGGGCUGAUUGAACUCAGGAGGAUUGAAGCCUCCAGGGAAAUAGCCUCCACGCUUGCAAAGUCGCCGAAUGUUGCGUACUUACCUGGCGGACAGAACCUGAUGAUGGCUCUUAAUGCUUCCCGUUGAUCUUGAUAAUGGGACAUGCUUGGAUCAAUUUGUUUGGUGGUUCCGUUCUAGGAAGUAGUUUUCUUGAGUUUCUACAGUAGACUGUCGCAUUUGAGCACAAUUCAACAUAAUACUUGUGUGGUUAAAUGUAAGUCAUCUGACUUUAUCAUCAAUUUACCAAAGUAUUUCAAUAUAUCCUGCGCAUUUGGUUCUGUUUCGUUUCUCAAUUUGGCCAUUCUCGCAAAUUUGUGAUCAAUAUUGUAAGACCUUAUUUUAAAAGCAUUACAUUGUAUUUUAAUGAUUAGGAUGUACCUGGAAUCAAAAUAAAUGCGAGAGAAAAGUGUUUUCAA